Messenger RNA from Penicillium paradoxum, 2946 nucleotides. RefSeq names its product U5 snRNP component Snu114, putative. The transcript has 4 exons. Gene Ontology annotation, molecular function: translation elongation factor activity; U5 snRNA binding; GTPase activity. NCBI's taxonomy places the organism in Eukaryota, Fungi, Ascomycota, Eurotiomycetes, Eurotiales, Aspergillaceae. The coding region runs from base 1 to 2946 and encodes 981 amino acids. Gene Ontology annotation, biological process: mRNA splicing, via spliceosome. Gene Ontology annotation, cellular component: cytosol; U2-type catalytic step 2 spliceosome; U4/U6 x U5 tri-snRNP complex. The record is from RefSeq and is a predicted model, not a curated record.
AUGGACGACCUUUAUGAUGAGUUUGGUAAUUACAUCGGCGAUGCGGAAUCGGACGAGGAGCACCAUGAAGAUGUGCAGCCUCAAGCCUUCAAGUUCGACGAGGCGUUUGAUGAAGAAGAAGAAGAGGAUAUUAAUAAUCAACAGUUGAUGGAAGUUGAUGAGGGCCCUUCAAAUGCAGUUAUACUGCACGAAGACAAGCAAUAUUAUCCCAGCGCACAGCAAGUCUACGGCGAAGAUGUGGAAACCAUGGUCCAGGAGGAAGAUGCUCAACCAUUAUCAGAGCCGAUCAUCGCGCCCGUUCAACAAAAGAAGUUUGCGAUCGCAGAGACUGAACUUCCACCCGUACAUUUCUCACGAGAGUUCAUGUCCGAUCUGUUGAAUUUCCCAGCGCAAAUAAGAAACGUUGCAAUUGUUGGCCAUCUACAUCAUGGAAAGACUGCAUUUAUGGAUAUGCUGGUCAAACAAACGCACGACUUCACAGAGCGGCUGGAAAAGCGCAUGGGACGAAAGAGAGAAGAGCAGCUUCGAUACACUGAUGUCCAUUUCUUGGAGAGGGAGCGCGGCCUUUCAAUCAAGUCAGCACCAAUGAGUCUCGUUCUCCAAGGGACCAAAGGAAAAUCCCAUUUGUUCAACCUCCUUGAUACCCCUGGGCAUGUGAACUUUGUCGAUGAAGUGGCUGCCUCUAUCCGCCUAGCUGAUGGUGCGGUGCUAGUUGUCGACGUGGUAGAAGGUGUCCAGGCGAACACUGAGCAAAUUAUCAAGCAUGCAGUCUUGGAGGACCUCCCCUUGACCUUGGUCGUCAACAAGAUGGACCGACUCAUUCUCGAGCUCAAACUUCCCCCAAAAGAUGCAUACUUCAAGAUGAAACAUGUGAUUGAAGAGGUCAACACGAUUAUUCAGAACAUCUUGCCAGAACAAGGUGAGCGACGACGAUUGAGCCCCGAGAAGGGCAAUGUUGCGUUCGCAUCAAGCUCGAUGAACUGGUGCUUUACAUUGCAAUCGUUUGCCCGGAUGUACGCAGACACUUAUCCGAGCUUGGACUCGACGGAAUUCGCUGCGCGACUUUGGGGCAACAUCUUCUACAAUCCCAAAAGCCGAAAAUUCACUCGCACCAAAGUAGAGGAGAACGCAAAUCGGACAUUCGUCACGUUUAUCUUGGAGCCCAUUUACAAGCUCUAUUCACAUACCUUAAGUGAGAGUCCUGAAGAUCUGAAAGAAACUCUGGCUAGCGUCGGCGUCACUUUGAAGCCUUCCCAGCUCAAGACCGACGCGAAGGAACUGCUCAGUCUUGUCUGCGAGCAAUUCUUCGGCCCCGCAGCUGGGUUUGUUGACAUGGUAGUUCAGCAUGUUCCUUCUCCAGUGGAAGGUGCCCAGCGAGCGUUGGAGAGAUACUACACUGGCCCCGUGGAUACAAAGGUCGGGGCAUCUAUGCUUGCUUGUGAUCAAGAUGGGCCUCUUGUUGUUCACGUAACCAAACUCUUCAGCAGUACAGAUGCUGGAAACUUCUACUCGUUUGGAAGAAUUAUGAGUGGCACCGCGCGGCCUGGUCAACGGGUCCGUGUACUGGGCGAGGGCUACACACCAGAGGACGAGGAAGAUAUGGCCCUGGCGACCAUCUCCGAGACGUGGAUUGCGGAAACGCGUUAUAACAUCUCUACCAGCGGUGUUCCCGCCGGAAACUGGGUUCUAUUGGGUGGCGUCGACAACUCUAUUGUCAAGACCGCGACACUUAUGGGGCAUGAUAAUGAUGAGGAGGCACAUAUCUUCCGCCCAAUAAGGCACAUGACCGAAUCAGUGUUUAAGGUCGCUGUUGAGCCCGUGAAUCCCUCAGAACUCCCUAAGAUGUUGGAUGGGUUGCGAAAAAUCAACAAGAGUUACCCCCUCAUUUCAACCAAGGUUGAAGAGUCUGGUGAGCAUGUGGUUCUGGGAACCGGCGAGCUCUACAUGGACUGUGUGCUUCAUGACCUCCGAAAGCUGUUCUCGGAGAUGGAAAUCAAGGUUUCUGACCCCGUCACACGUUUUUGUGAGACUGUCGUGGAAACCUCGGCCAUGAUGUGUUACUCAAUCACCCCAAACAAAAAGAAUAAGAUUACCAUGAUUGCGGAGCCCUUGGAUGAUGGGAUUGCGGAGGACAUCGAGAAUGGCAAAGUCAGCAUCAAGGACCCUAUUCGGAAGGUUGCUCGAUACUUUGAGGACAACUAUGAUUGGGAUAAGCUUGCAGCUCGAAGCAUCUGGGCGUUUGGACCCGAUGAAAUGGGUCCCAAUAUUCUCCAGGAUGACACAUUGCCCUCUCAAGUGGAUAAGAAAGUUCUCGGAACCGUCAGAGAUUCCAUUACCCAAGGCUUCAGCUGGGGUACACGGGAAGGUCCUCUUUGCGAAGAACCCAUUCGAAACACAAAGUUCAGGCUCACGGAUGUGUCCCUGGCCGACCAGGCUAUCUACCGCGGUGGAGGCCAGAUUAUUCCCACAGCCCGCCGUGCUGUAUACUCGUCGUUCCUCAUGGCAUCCCCGCGCCUUAUGGAGCCAAUCUAUUCUUGUACGAUGACUGGACCUGCAGACGCCGUGGCUUCGGUGUAUACAGUCUUGUCACGCCGAAGAGGCCACGUCCUGUCAGACGGCCCUAUUGCGGGGACACCACUUUACUCUGUGCGUGGUUUGAUCCCAGUGAUUGACUCAUUUGGCUUUGAGACCGAUCUCCGAAUCCACACGCAAGGUCAGGCUAUGGUAAGCCUUGCAUUUGACAAGUGGAGUGUGGUACCAGGUGACCCACUGGACCGUGAUGUCAAACUCAAACCUUUGGAGAUGGCCCCUGCGAUGGCGACUGCCCGAGACUUUGUUUUGAAGACACGGAGGCGCAAGGGUCUGGCGGAGGAUGUUACAGUGAGCAAGUUUUUGGAGCCGGAGCUUUGGAAAGGCUUAAAAGAAAGCGGUGUUCUUGACUCAUGA